AUGCCGCGCGACGACGCGAAAGAAAACGUCGGCGUCGUCGACGCGGACGUCAGGGCGAACGCCAAGGCGCUGAACGCCGCGCGCGCGGACGCCGUGGCGCUGGCGACGGAGCUCGGCGCGACGGUCGAACGCAAUCAAACGCUCGAGCGUUUGGCGCGCGAAUUGCGACGACGAAACGAAGAGCUCGAGCGCGCGAACGCGACGCUGGUGAAAACCAUCGAUGAUGAUUUAGUCGCCGUGCGCGAACGAGCGGAGGCGCAGGACGCGAUGCGCGAGCGGGCGGUGUCCGAGCUCGCGCUGUACGAAGAGAGACAAAGUCUUUUGGAGACGAGUUGCGCGACGCACGAGCAGCGCGCGGCGCGGACGAUGGAAGCGAUGGCGAAGAUGGAGGAACUGUGCGACGCGAGGGUGAAGAUUAUGGAAGAGCGCCAGCGCGCUCUGGAGCUGGAGCUGGAGGAGGCGCGAGUGGAGAUUGCGAAGCGACUCGAACGCGAAAUAGAGCUGACGAAGGAGUUGAAGACGUUCGGUGACAAAUUUGACGAGUUCCGAGAGGCGGUGAAGACGAACGAGUCGACGUAUGACACUCUUCACGAGGAACUGGCACGGGCGAGGAACGAAGCGCUCUCGAUUGAGAAGGCGAAGUUGGAGGCGCAGUUGAUGAAGAAAAAAUCAGACGCGGCGUUGAUCGAACUCGUCGAAGAGCGCAACGCGCUGCGAGACAGAGUGGUUCGCUUAGAGAAACAGAAUACUAGCUUAGAGGGAUUGUCGCGAUCGUUGACUGAGCGUCUGAAAGUUGACGAAGAAGCGCGCGGGUGA
Messenger RNA from Ostreococcus lucimarinus CCE9901, 816 nucleotides. RefSeq lists its product with no specific name. NCBI's taxonomy places the organism in Eukaryota, Viridiplantae, Chlorophyta, Mamiellophyceae, Mamiellales, Bathycoccaceae. The transcript has a single exon. The record is from RefSeq and is a predicted model, not a curated record. Gene Ontology annotation, molecular function: syntaxin binding. Bases 1 to 816 code for a protein of 271 amino acids.